Messenger RNA from Naegleria gruberi, 375 nucleotides. RefSeq lists its product as uncharacterized. The transcript has a single exon. The record is from RefSeq and is a predicted model, not a curated record. NCBI's taxonomy places the organism in Eukaryota, Heterolobosea, Eutetramitea, Acrasida, Naegleriidae. The coding region runs from base 1 to 375 and encodes 124 amino acids.
AUGGGCAAAGACAAAAAGAACACCAAAGAAGUGAAGGAGCAAUUGAGAAGAACAGGAACCAACCAAGAUCAAUGCGAAACAGUUUGUUCUCAUCUCGUUCCCCUUCUCUAUGAUAAGAACAAACAAGUAACACUCAGAGAGGAGAUUUUAAAUAUUAAAAAAUCAUCUCAUCAAGCCAUUCAAGAACAAUCGGGAGAUUCCAUGAAGAAAUGGCAACAGAGCUGUUUGGAUUAUUGUAAAUCAGCUUUGAGUUUACCAAUGGCACAAUGCAUUCUUCAUGCAGAAACUGAAAAGAAAGCAAAUCAAUGUUUGGAUGAAUCAUCAAAAGCAUUCAAGAAAACUCUCAAAAAGAUGUCCAAGUCAGUUGACAAGUAA